Macrobrachium nipponense is the source of this 4480-nucleotide messenger RNA. RefSeq names its product cytoplasmic FMR1-interacting protein-like (gene Sra-1). Gene Ontology annotation, cellular component: neuron projection; SCAR complex; synapse. Gene Ontology annotation, biological process: regulation of translation; cell projection assembly; axon guidance. Gene Ontology annotation, molecular function: RNA 7-methylguanosine cap binding; small GTPase binding. The coding region runs from base 152 to 4000 and encodes 1282 amino acids. NCBI's taxonomy places the organism in Eukaryota, Metazoa, Arthropoda, Malacostraca, Decapoda, Palaemonidae. The record is from RefSeq and is a predicted model, not a curated record. The transcript has 26 exons.
AACUUAAAUCUGCGAUCUAGACAUUCUCUUCUCAGAUCUGUUUGUUUACAAAGUAGGGGCUGGGCCCGAGAGAGAGACCUUCCUUCCUCCUCGACGUCCUCCAUAAUGUGAAUUUAAUCGCUAUUUUAGCCGCUUUUACCGAACAGUCAGGAUGGCAGCUGAACGCGUAACAAUCUCGGACGCCCUCAGCAAUGUUGACGUCCUGGAUGAUUUACCACUCCCUGACCAGCAGCCGGUCAUUGAGGCCCAGGCUUGCUCUGUCGUUUACAUGGCCAAUUUUGACACCAACUUUGAGGAUCGGAUGGCCUAUGUUACUGGAGUGGCAAAAUACAUGGAAGAAGCCGCAACACAUGCGGAACUAAACAAACUCUUGGAAGAAGGAGAACAGCAUGCUGUAAUGCUGUACACAUGGCGCUGCUGUUCCCGCGCAAUUCCCCAACCUAAAUCUAAUGAGCAGCCAAACCGUGUCGAGAUUUAUGAGAAGACUGUGAAGGUCCUCUCGGACGAGGUGAAGAAACUUACAAAAUUCAUGAACUUCCAGCGCAAAGCAAUUGACGUCUUCUGCAACCAAGUGAAACGUCUUUGCCACCAGGAGAAGAGGAAGGACUUCGUGUCAGAAGCGUAUCUUUUGACGCUCGGAAAAUUUAUCAACAUGUUUGCCGUCCUGGAUGAACUGAAGAACAUGAAAUCCAGCGUGAAAAACGAUUACUCCACAUACAGACGAGCUGCUCAAUUUCUGAAGGUGAUGAGCGACACGCAGUCCUUACAGGAGUCGCAGAACCUCUCCAUGUUCCUGGCAACGCAGAACAAGAUCCGCGACAACCUGAAGGAGAAGUUGACGGCAAUACCAUCAUACGAAGACCUCCUUUGUGACGUGGUCAAUAUCAGCGUGCACAUGUUCGAGAAUCGGAUGUACCUCACGCCCAAGGAGAAACAGAUGUUGGUGAAGGUAAUGGGAUUCGGGCUCUUCUUGAUUGACUCUGAGAUCUGCAACAUCAACAAACUGGACCAGAAGAAGAAGAUUAAGAUCGACAAGAUCGACAAAAUAUUCAAAAACUUAGAGGUAGUCCCGCUCUUUGGUGACAUGCAAAUCGCACCUUUCAACUAUAUCAAGAGGAGCAAGAACUUCGAUGCGAAAGAUGUGGCCAUUGUGCAGCGCGACUCCAUUAGCCCUAAGCAGACCAGGUGCCACUUACCUCGGAUCAGAGAAGAGCAUAUUAAAUACAUUUCGGAUUUGGCGAGAUACAGCAAUGAGGUUAUAACAACGUACAAAGAGACGGCCCGCACUGAUUCUGAGAAUAAAGACAUAGCCGAUUUAGCUCUCCGCGGUUUGCAGCUCCUGAGUGAGUGGACGAGCGUCGUGACAGAGCUCUAUUCGUGGAAGCUGUUGCAUCCGACAGACCACCAUUCCAACAACCAGUGUCCCGCUGAUGCAGAGGAAUAUGAGAGGGCCACGCGUUACAACUAUACGGACGAGGAGAAAUUCGCCCUUAUUGAAGUCAUCGCCAUGAUUAAGGGUCUGCAAGUCUUGAUGGCAAGGAUGGAGACGGUCUUCCUGGACUCUAUAAGGCGCAACAUAUACCAGGAGAUGCAGGAUUUUGUGCAGCUCAUUCUUCGGGAUCCUCUUAGAAAGGCCAUCAAGAACAAGAAGGAACUGCUUAGGACCAUACUGGUGUCAGUACGAGAGACGAGCGCAGACUGGAUUAAGGGCGCAGAGCCCCCGGACGAUCCAGCUCUGAAGGGCAAGAAAGAUCCAGACAACGGCUUCGAAAUUAAGGUGCUUCGAAGAAACGUUGGUCCCUCUUCGACGCAGCUGUACAUGGUUAGGACAAUGUUGGAGUCGUUGAUCUCGGACAAAUCCGGCGGUAAGAAGACCUUGCGCAAGGAACUUGACGGCCAGCAUUUGUAUCAGAUUGACGAGUUCCACAAAACGUCGUUCUUCUGGACCUAUCUUAUCAAUUUUAGUGAGACCCUUCAGUAUUGCUGCGAUCUCUCCCAGCUCUGGUACCGAGAAUUCUACCUGGAGAUGACUAUGGGAAGAAGGAUACAAAAGUGCACAGUGGACCACCAGCACAAUGAGGAAUGUAAAGAUUUGGUGGUUAUGGACAAGAGAAUACAGUUCCCCAUUGAAAUGUCCAUGCCCUGGAUACUGACAGAUCACAUUCUGCGGACAAAGGACGCUUCUAUGAUGGAGUGCGUGCUAUACCCGCUAGAUCUGUACAACGACAGUGCCUACUACGCCCUGACGCAGUUCCGCAAGCAGUUCCUGUACGACGAGAUCGAAGCAGAGGUCAACCUGUGCUUUGACCAGUUUGUCUUCAAGUUGUCCGAGCAGAUCUUCUCGCACUACAAGCACUUGGCUGGGAGCAUCUUGUUGGAUAAGCGCUUCAGAGGAGAAUGCAGUCAGCACCACAUGAGAAUACAUUAUCCACCAGCCAAUAGGUAUGAAACUCUCCUGAAGCAGCGACAUGUCCAGCUCCUGGGCAGAAGCAUCGAUCUGAACAAGCUCAUCUGUCAGCGCAUAAAUGCCUCUAUGCAUAAGUCCCUGGAGGUCGCCAUUGCACGGUUUGAAGGAGCUGACAUCACCUCUGUUGUGGAACUCGAAGGCCUGAUCGAGGUGAACAGACAGACGCACAAGUUACUCAGCCAGCUCUUAGUGUUGGAUGACUUUGACGCACAACUUCGCGAGGCAAACCACAACGUCCUUGCGCCCUACGGCAGAACGACCCUCCACGUCUUUUGGGAGCUGAACUAUGACUUCUUGCCAAACUACUGCUACAAUGCUGCUACUAACAGGUUCGUGAAGGCAGCCGUGACAACCUUUGCACAGGCCGUGCAGCGAGACAAACCCCCUAAUGUUGCUCCAUACAUGGUGUGGGGUAGCAAGGCCUUGAACGUUGCAUAUUCAACAAUAUACUCUCAGUAUUCAGGAUUCCUGGGACCUCCUCAUCUGCGGUCCAUAGUCCGUGUUCUGGGUUACCAAGGCAUUGCCGUUGUGAUGCAGGAGCUCCUGGAGAUCAUCCGUUCGCUGAUUCAGGGGAACAUCCACCAGUUCACAAAGACCCUCCUGCAAGCAAUGCCCAAGCAGUGCAAGUUGCCAAGAUACGACUAUGGCUCUCCGGGCGUACUUGGAUACUACCAUGCCCAGCUAAACGACAUCGUCCAGUACCCAGAUGCCAGAACGGAUUUGUUCCACCAUUUCAGAGAGCUUGGCAAUGCCCUUCUGUUCUGCUUGCUUGUUGAACAGUCUCUCACGCAAGAAGAAGUUUGCGACUUGCUCCAGGCCGCUCCAUUCCAAAAUAUUCUGCCUCGGCCGUACUGCAAAGAGGGCGAGAAACCGGAGACGAAGCAGAAGAGGCUGGAAUCGAAAUACGCUCCCCUCCAGAUUGUUGCCAACAUUGAGAGGCUUGGAACCGCUAAGCAAGCUAUGAUUGCAAGGGAAGGCGAUCUCUUGACCAGAGAGCGACUGUGUUGCGGCCUGUCUAUAUUCGAGGUUAUAUUGACGAGAAUUCAGUCCUUCUUAGAGGAUCCCAUCUGGCACGGAUCACCCCCAGCUAACGGGGUCAUGAACGUGGACGAGUGCACGGAAUUCCACAGACUGUGGUCGGCCCUGCAGUUCGUCAUGUGCAUACCUGUCGGUGCUAACAAUUUCACGGUCGAACAACUCUUCGGCGAAGGUUUGAACUGGGCUGGAUGCUGCAUGAUCGUGCUCCUGGGUCAGCAGAGAAGGUUCGAAGCCCUCGAUUUCUGUUACCACAUCCUCCGUGUGCAGAAAGUGGACGGGAAGGACGAAACUAUUAAGGGCAUCCCCCUCAAGAGAAUGUGUGACAGAAUCCGACGGUUCCAGGUGCUCAACUCGCAGAUUUUCGCCGUCUUGAACAAGUACCUCAAGACCAGUGACCCGGACAACCUCCCCGUCGAGCACGUGAGGUGUUUCCAACCUCCCAUCCACCAGAGCCUGGCCAAUCAGACUUACCAGCGGCCUGACCACCUGCGCUAAAGGGGGGACACCUCUGUGAUUGCAGGUGUAGAUCAGAGUGUUUGGUUUUCAGGACUGGCAGGUUUAAAAAGAAAGGAACUUUUGAUAAGUACUUUUUGUAGACCAUUUGCAAAUGAAGCUUAGGGAGAAAUCUAUUUGUAUAGAGAGAAGUGAGAGAAUAAUCUCCCUAGUUUGAAGCACCAAAGAUAUAAACGGGACAAAUGCAAAAGGCCGUUUUGAAUUAAGGAACACUUUCAAGUUUAAUCGCAUGUAAUAAUCAUGAGAAAAUACAGUAUUAUGAGUAAUUCAUAAGUAUUGUAAAGUAUAUUUGAUACAAGACUUAAUUUUCCUGUUCUUACAGAACUCUGAAAAGGCCAACAGGCAAAUGACGUAAGUGUAGUAUAAUGAAAAUUCCAAAAGUUUACUGGUUUUAUGGUAAAAUAUCUGGCUUCAGUACAGUUUACUGGAGACUCGAGAUACAUCGUAUUCUCUACAUUGUUA